Molecule: messenger RNA, 1914 nt
Organism: Paramacrobiotus metropolitanus
Lineage: Eukaryota; Metazoa; Tardigrada; Eutardigrada; Parachela; Macrobiotidae
Source: RefSeq, a predicted model, not a curated record
CCCAGAUAACGUGCACUCUAGGUCAUGUGGCAUAUGGUACAGGAAAAGCGCUGAUUUACAUAACGAAUUUUGUCGCACGCACUUGUCAUUUACCUUUAACAUGCCUGUAAAAAAAGAUUCCUUUGAAUUUCCGUUUGCUUCGAAAUACCAUUCCUGCUUGAGGAUGGUCGAACGCUCUAGGAAAUAUCAAAUCAUUUUAACAUUAAUUUUGUUAGUCCUCGUGGUCUUUCAGUUAUUAUUUGGCAUCAUAACCGUUCCCAAGUCCCUCAGCCGGCAGUCGAUCUUUGAAAAUUAUAAAGUGGAGAUCAAUAUCCCAUGGAAAUUUCUACCGAACUUUCUUACCGGUAAAAACAAGACUGACGAGUACACUGCAUCACAGACUGCCCAGCAACAACCAAAAAAAUAUAAAAUCACCGCUUGCGCCAUGAUGCACAACGAAGCACCAUACCUGAUGGAAUGGAUAGAAUUUCAUCGGUUACAAGGAGUCGACCACUUCGUCUUGUACAACUAUUUCGGGAGCGAUCUUAUCGAAUAUACUCCAAUGUACUACGAAAAUACUGGAAUCGUUGAUUUAGUGGAAGUUCUACCGGCGCGGUUUUUCGGGCAGGAUCCCAAACGAGUCAAAGAUUUAGCCGAUUAUCUACAGAACAAGGAGUGGUCAAUGGUCGAUUGCUACGUGCGCAGUGGGAAGCAGUCAGAUUGGCUGCUGAUGCUAGAUGUUGGACAUUUCGUUUAUUCUACCGAAUACGAAACUAUCGGAUCAUUUUUACUGGAAAUGGCGCUAUCACAAAAACCGCGGGAUGAUGAUUUUGCGGGAGAGUUUCGCCAUGACGAACCAUUCAGUGCCGUGCGUAUUCCCACCGUGCGUUUUGGUACGUCCGGGCAGAUUGGUAAGUUCCGCACGUGGUUGUCACCCAACUCGUACACCGGCUCCGUGGAUCUGCUGUACGAACCGUACAACGACACAGCCAACAUUUAUCCAAUGGUCAUCGAGACAAAUACGCACCGUGUACCGCAUCGCGAACUGGACGGCAAUUAUACGGAUUUACCAGUCUGUACCGAAACCCAAGAAAAUGCCGUCAGUCUGGGAUUGUGCAGUGAUUCGUCCACUGUAACGCUGGUACGAGCGGAUCGCUUCUGUGUCAAAGACAAUAUGACGGAAUGUUUGAAACCAACGAUACAUUUUAUCUGGCCGGAACUGCCGGUUCUUGCGAGCGGACAACCACGAAUGGCGAUCACUGGAGCACGUCCAGAAAUCGGUGUAUUCGAUUUUCGCAAGAAUAAAACCUUUGAAGCGCUGGAUGCCAGCUGGUAUUCGCUGAUUGAGGAUGAUUUUAAGAAAAAGACCUAUCUAGAAGCCGUGAGGAGGAGAAUUAUGGACACGAAGCCACGGAUAUUUUGGAAGUGGGCCGGGAAUGCCGAGCGGAUGCCAUAUUAAAUGGUCAGCAGAUCAUGUGCCCGGAAUCCCAUCCGUAUCCGUUUGGGAAUCUGGGCGUGAAGUUUCUGCGCGAUUGCUGCCAUAUCGAUAAGGAUGCGUACGGCAAUAAGCUUCCAUAUUGAUUCACCGAGUUGUGAUAAUCAUACGUUUAUUGAGUGUACGGAACCGGAAGGUUUACAGAAAUGGCUUCACAGGAGUUGCUGCAUCUGGAAUCCUACGUUUGCGCACCACAAAAUGUCCAUAGGUGUGCCGGCACCAAAAUAGCGCUACUGUGACGAGAAGGGAAUGUAAUCCAGAUUUCCUGUGCUCAUUCUUGCUCGGACGAUUUUGCACUAUUUUGUGGUACAUGUUAAAUCUUCUAGUUUUUUUUUACUUGAAUUGUUUUUAGUGAUUGGCAUAUAUAGAAGUAUAGUUUAGUAUAAUACAUAAAAUAAAAAAACAUGUCGGUUUUUGUACGUCGGCGAUAAAGUGCAUUA